Messenger RNA from Trachymyrmex cornetzi, 957 nucleotides. RefSeq lists its product as uncharacterized. NCBI's taxonomy places the organism in Eukaryota, Metazoa, Arthropoda, Insecta, Hymenoptera, Formicidae. Gene Ontology annotation, cellular component: membrane; neuronal cell body; dendrite. The transcript has 3 exons. Gene Ontology annotation, biological process: sensory perception of taste; chemosensory behavior; male courtship behavior. The coding region runs from base 1 to 957 and encodes 318 amino acids. The record is from RefSeq and is a predicted model, not a curated record.
AUGAACGAUUUCCCCGUGUAUCUUGCUCAGUACUGCGCCUUAGUGCUUGGCGACUUUAUAAUAAUCAUCUCGAUAAUUUUAACUGGUCCGCGAACACGCUUGCUCCAGACUAUAUUAAAGAUCUCUUCAAGAGUACCAUCGAAAUCAUAUCAGAAGCUAUCUAGAUUGAUUCACACUAAGGACAUCAUCGGUUUUCUUGUUGCUGGAAUCAUGGUGAUAUAUGCUUCCAGGCUGCAAAUAAUGAUCUUAUUUGAAAUUUAUCCCCAUCUAUGCACAUAUCAGAUGGAUAUGUUGUAUAUGAAUUGCGUUUGUAUAUUAAAAGAGUGUUUUAAAGGAAUCAAUGACAAUCUAGGAAACAUGCAAAAAUUCAUAGCCACAAACAAUGAGUUACAUUUUCCUAGACCGAUUUAUUACAAGCAGAGAAAUCCAUUCUUGGUCAUGGAGCUCAAGAUCCUGAAAAGACAACAUCUAACGGUCAGCAAUGCAGUACAAAUGUUGAACAUGAUCUUUGGUUUGCAACUUCUUGCUACAACAGUUAUAACCUUUUCUCAUAUCUCUUUGAUGUUAUAUUACCACAUAUCCAGUGGAUAUUUAUCGUCAACGAAUACUUUAUUUGACGGGUAUUUUCUAUCAUACAUGGCAUACCUUUUUAUAAAAAUAAUAUUAAUAGUGUGGGCUUGUGAAACGGGUAAAAAUCAAGCUCAACAAAUCAUCACUUACAUUUAUGAUGCAAUUAACAGCACUACCGAUGAACAAAUCAAAGAUGAGUUACAACAAUUUUCCUUGCAAAUACUUCAUUGUAAUAAUACAUUUUCCGCAAAAGGUCUUACUAUAGACGCAAAAUUUCUCGCUCGGAUAAUCGGUAGCAUCGCCAUGUACGUGAUGAUAAUGCUUCAAUUUAAGUUUGCUUCAUGCAAAAAAGAGAUGGCAAAUAAUAUUACGGAUGUAAAGCUAUAA